This is a messenger RNA of Perca flavescens (yellow perch), 2589 nucleotides long. It is a transcript of the gene ntng2b, whose product is annotated as netrin g2b. Gene Ontology annotation, biological process: tissue development; animal organ morphogenesis; axonogenesis. The record is from RefSeq and is a predicted model, not a curated record. The coding region runs from base 743 to 2416 and encodes 557 amino acids. The transcript is spliced from 8 exons. Lineage: Eukaryota; Metazoa; Chordata; Actinopteri; Perciformes; Percidae.
AUACUCCUUGACGCUGGAUUUCAGUCCUCUUUUCCCAGCCGUUUCUAGAUCUAGGACACCGAUCUACCGGGUGCUGCCAUCUACGGUGUGAUAAAAAAGUAUCCGGCAGAAGGCAAAAACAAACAGCGAGCCGGGGCAGGCAGAUAAUGGGAGUACAGUGAGCGCCGCGGCGGGGAACGAGUACAGUGGAUGAUCUGGGGGAUCUUUUUUGCCCCAAAAGGGGGAUGCACAGUACUCCAACGCCACACAAAGUGCUGACCUGUCUCGCGGAUGCAUGUUAGAAGACAAUCAGAGGAGCUGGCCAGUGCAAAACGUCAAAUGGAUAUACAUGAAGACGCAGUAACUUCUCCUUCAUCCUCCACGACCAGCUCCACUUUUUCCCUGCAGGACACCGCUCUCUGAGAAAUGACCCCGCGUUAACAUCUCCCACCCAACCCCCUGCAACACUAUGGUUGAAGUGUAUGCUGAGAUAAAUCUCUGUAACAUUAUCCGCCUCUCCACCCACCGCGCAUCUUCCUCAGGAAGUCAGCCGUCAAAACAAGAAAGUGCCCCUCUUUCGGCUGUGUGGGGACCGUCAACAUCUGUGAAGAGACACUGAGCGAAAGUUACAGCCGAUACACCCUGUCAUUUAGGGAUUUUUUAAGCCUGGGGGCGAGUUGUGUCAAUUUACCUGCACCUCUCCUUUCACAGUACAGAAGUAUGGCGCUAGGGAUGUUCACUAUUUCCUUAUGAUCACCGCUCCAUGCGCCUCACCUCUCCUCUGAGCUCCGUGGCCCCCCCUCACCCUGUACCGGACCCCGCUCCAAACACCCCCCAGCCUGCCAUGCUCCUCCAGGCCGUGUUUCUGCUGCUGCUGCGCUGCUUGGCCUCCACGCUGGGCCAGUACGAACUGUGCAAGUCCCUGGUGAGCACGGAUGAGGGCUCGGUGUGGGAGCAGUACGCGUGCCAGCCGAAAAGCACGUCCAUGAAAGACUACAUGCGGAUCAAGGUGGAUCCGCCCGGAAUCACUUGUGGAAACCCGCCCGAGAGGUUCUGCACUCUGGAGAACCCAUACCUGUGCAGUGACGAGUGUGAUGCCUCGAACCCAGACUUGGCCCACCCUCCUCAGCUGAUGCAGGACAAAGAACGCACAGGUCUCCUCACCUACUGGCAGACAGUGACAUGGAGACGCCACCCAGAGCCCCUGCUGGCCAACAUCACCAUGUCCUGGAACAAGAGUCUGGAGCUCACAGACGACAUCCUGAUCACCUUUGAGUACGGCCGUCCUACUAUCAUGGUACUGGAUAAGUCCAUGGACCACGGACGCUCAUGGCAGCCCUACCAGUUCUACGCUGACGACUGCAUGGACGCCUUCAAAAUGCCACCCAAACGCGUGAGUGACCUCUCACCAGCCAACGUCACGCGGGUCAUCUGCACCGAGCAGUACUCGCGCUGGGUCGGCUCCAAGAGCGACAAGAAUGUGAAGUUCGAGGUGCGAGCGCGCUUUGCUGUGUUUGCAGGACCACGGCUACAGAACAUGGACAACCUGUACACUCGCAUGGAAAGUAUGAAGGGAUUGAGGGACUUCUUCACCUUCACCAACCUUAGGAUGAGGCUUCUCAGGCCCGCUCUCGGAGGCACGUAUGUCCAGAGAGACAACCUGCUCAAGUACUUCUAUGCCAUCUCCAACAUCGAGGUACCUGCCAGGUGUAAAUGUAACCUCCAUGCCUCCCAGUGCCUGCUGCAGGAUGGGAACCUCCAGUGUCAGUGUGAACACAACACCACUGGCCAGGACUGCCAGCGGUGCAGGAAGGGCUUCAAAGCCAAGUCCUGGAAGGCUGGUUCCUACCUGCCAGCACCCAAUGGAACCCCCAACACCUGUACAAUUGCUGGCUCCCCCUCCGGUUCUAACUGUGAGUGCUAUGGCCACUCCAACCGCUGCAGCUACAUCGACUACCUGAACAUUGUCACAUGCGUCAGCUGCAAGCACAACACCAGGGGCCAGAACUGCCAACACUGCAGACUGGGAUACUUCCGCAACGCCUCUGCCGAACUGGAUGAUGAGAGCGUCUGCAUCGAGUGCAACUGCAACCAGAUGGGUUCUGUUCAUGACCGGUGUAACGGCACAGGCUUCUGCCAGUGUAAAGAUGGGGCCACCGGGGCCAAGUGUGACGACUGUCUGCCAGGAUACUACUGGAAACAAGGCUGUUACACUAACGUUUGUGACGAGGAGAUGCUCCUGUGCCAGAACGGAGGAACAUGCUACCAGAGCCAGAAGUGCAUCUGUCCUCCGGAGUUUAAGGGGGUACUGUGCCAACACUCCCGCUGCGAGGCGGGCAAGGACUGCAACGCCGCCUCUUCCCUGCACCUUACCACAGCCACCCUGCUGCUCUGCACUCAGCUCGCCCACCUGCUGGCCACGUUAACUCCCCACUGAGCCACGAAAACCCCCUCACACCAAGAAGUGUGUGUGUGUGUGUGUGUGUGUGUGUGUGUGUGUGUGUACGCGAGGCGAGGGGUGACCCAGAGUGGGUAGGGCCGCCCCCAGUCGUGGACCUGACAAACACACACCGCAGCACUCGCAAAAGCGCGCACACUCACACAACACAA